AUAGCGGCCGAGAGAGCAGACAGGUGGAACAGUCCACUUACAACCAGCACCACCACCAGAUACACCGGGGAUGCUGAAACACGUGUCCGCGUCGCCGUGGCGCAGCCGCUCCGACAACGUGAGCUUGGCCUCGAGCGGCGGUACGAGCAGCUGCGGAAGCGGAAGCCCCGGGCACACGCCCCCGCCAUCGAGGGCCUCGUCCUGCGCCUCCCUCCUACCGAUCUCGGCCCGAUCCAGCAUCUCGCCGGCCGACCCCACGCCCCAACAGACGAUGAUAAAAAUCUACGCCAAGUGCCUGCGGCCGGACAUAGAGUACAAAACGCUGAGCAUACAUUACGAGACGACCUGCCGGGAGGUGGUCCAGACUCUGUUGAACAAGUUCAAGAUGAGGCACCGGGAUCCACGGCUGUUUUAUCUUACGAUGGAGGUCACGGUCAGGAGGACCAAUGUGCGCACUAUCUUGCCCCUCGACGAGGACUCGAGGCCCGCCGUGCUCCAGUCCUGCCACCCCCGGGGAGACUCGAGAUUUUCCCUGCAGAUGCGUCGCGGUGGCCUCGUCAAAAUAUACGACAGCGCUCUCAUGUCCGGGUCAAAGUACAAAAGCCUGCUGAUCUCGGAGAAGACGUCGGUGGACGAGCUCAUACAGAUGCUCCUGAGCUGCUACAACUCGACCGAGCGAGUCGAACAGUUCUCCCUGUACGAGGUCUGCGAGAGCGAGGAGUACCAGCGAAAGCUCCACCCCGACGAUUCGCCCCUCAAGGUGACCCAGCGCUGGACCAGCCACGAUUGCCACUUGCGCAUCAGGCGUAAUCCAGAUUACAAUCCUCACAGGCGAACGAGUAUGUGGGCUUCGGACACGAGCAUAGCCCUGGCCAUGUCGAAGCUACAGCUUCAGAACAACUCGCACAACCUCCACCACCACCACCACCACCACAAUCACCACCACCACCACAACUGCAUCAACAAUCGGUUGCUCAACAAAAACAGAGAUAUCACCUACACCGACAACAACCAUUGCAACCUCGGACAGGUCCACGCGCACGUACAGAGUUGCGCCAUGAGGAAUAAAAAGAGCAACAUCGGCAAGGUACAACCCUGCAGCCAUAGCAUCCUGGCCUCGUUGGCCCACCAACAGGUCGACCAGAUCGUCCUGCCGCACUCGUCGCAGCUGCAGCCGAGCACACCGACCACCAACUCCCAUGACGACUACGAGAACUACCUCUUCAUCUAGCUGUCACGCGCGUCGUGGUCGAUUUUUACCUUUUCCGGCUUGUAAAGCGCAGCGACGAUCUGACUUUUCUACACGGCAUCGACCGGCAGGCCUGAAUGUUUUUUUUUUUUUUUUUCUUAUCGUACAAAAUUUAAAAAAAAAUUAGCUUCGUCGUUGCUUUGUUAUGCAGUAUUGAAGUAUAUAGGCUUAGUGUGCAAAUCUCUCGGGGUAUAUAAUAUGUAUAUGCGUAUUGUCUUGCGCGCGACUUAUUGCACAUCGGAUUAGCCUUGAAAUACUUUCGUGUUACCUUUUUAAACUACAUCGGUUUUAUAAAUUUACAUAUACAUAUUAUACGUAUUUUGUUAGAAAUUGUAAAUACUUUUUUUUCUUUUUGCGUUUCCUUCAACACAAAUGUCGAAAGAGAAUAUAAAACUGUACAACUACCUAGGUACAAUUACUUUAGUCAAUGUUACAAAUGAAUUACCAAAGGUAUAGUUGUAUUGAGAUAUGAGUUGUCGAUACAUUUUUUAAUGUAUGUAUCUGCUCGUCGUUUAUGUGUAAAGAAAAAAAAAAAAAAAAAUGUAUUGGAU
Messenger RNA from Copidosoma floridanum, 1800 nucleotides. RefSeq names its product RA domain-containing protein rau (gene rau). The record is from RefSeq and is a predicted model, not a curated record. Gene Ontology annotation, biological process: positive regulation of epidermal growth factor receptor signaling pathway; signal transduction; positive regulation of fibroblast growth factor receptor signaling pathway. Lineage: Eukaryota; Metazoa; Arthropoda; Insecta; Hymenoptera; Encyrtidae.